AUGACGACGUUAAAGAUGAGAAUUUCAGUGAACAAAAGGAAAGGAGAUGAUCGGGAAAAGGGUUUGAAGAUCACGAGGAAUCUACUCAUCACUCACAACAACAAGAAGCUUGAAUCCAAGAAGCGUGAAUGUUCUGAUGAUUUCAACGGAAAAGAAAUUAAGAGGCGGCGGAAAAGUGUGGGUUUAACGCAAGACUGCAAGGCAACGAUGAUUCACAGAGGUGGUAGGUACUGGGAUUGCCAAAACAAACCUAAGACAAGUCAUCGAGGUUAUCUGCCAAAUCAUUCUUCUUCAUCACCGACUGCCACCAUUCACAGAAGUGGGAGGGAUCGCCAAAACAAACCUAAGCCGAGUCAUCAAGGUUGUCUGCGGAAUCAUAGGGAUUGUAGGUCGUCUCAUCAUUCUUCUUCAUCACCGACUGCCACCAUUGUUGCUGCUCACCGGUCUUCUCGUCAUUCUUCUUCAUCACCCACUGCCACCAUUGUUGCUGCUCAGCGGUCUUCUCAUCAUUCUUCUUCAUCACCGAAUGCCACCAUUGUUGCUGCUCAUCAGCUUUCUCCAACAAAGGAACUACGUGCUGCGAUGAUGAAGAAACGAUAUGCACAUCUCAUUUUCAAAGUAAAGCAUCAUCUAAAGCAGAGAGAUAUUGCUGACCAUUUGAAGCAACAAGAAGAAAUUAGGAGGCUGGAGAUUGCAGAGAAAGCCAAGAUUGAACAAGAAAUCAAAGCUGCCCAAACACUUGUACAGAUGAGGACAGAAGCCGAGCAGAAAAUCCAGAGAGUAGCUGCCAGAAUCGCAUUGGAGAAGAUGGAAAAGAAUGUUGAAUUCAACGAUGCAUUGCAAACAAUGAGAGAUUUUGAGAGUUUGUUGAAUGCUAUUGUUUGUUAG
Molecule: messenger RNA, 888 nt
Organism: Ipomoea nil (Japanese morning glory)
Lineage: Eukaryota; Viridiplantae; Streptophyta; Magnoliopsida; Solanales; Convolvulaceae
Exons: 1
Coding region: 1-888 (295 amino acids)
Source: RefSeq, a predicted model, not a curated record